AUGAUAUUUUGUGGUAUACAUGACCUACCUUUGAGGGGCAAAGAACAUCAUGAAAGUGUUUUUGAAGACUUGGUCAAAUUCAAAAUUGACACUGGUGACCACACAUUAAAAGAGCACAUAGAAAAGAGUGCAAAAAAUACCACUUACAUGUCACCACAGAUUCAAAAUGAAAGAAUUGGUCUAUGUGGCAAUGUCAUUAGAGACAACAUCACUACUGACAAAAAGAAAGCAUGUGCUUACAGUAUCCUGGCAGAUGAGAGCAGUGACAUAUCAGGGAAAGAGCAACUUUCCAUUGGGGUUAGAUUUUUUGACAAAGAAAAGAUGAUGAUUUGUGAGGAAUUUCUAGGUUUAAUUUAUAGAGUUGACUGA
This is a messenger RNA of Centruroides sculpturatus (bark scorpion), 369 nucleotides long. Its product is annotated as 52 kDa repressor of the inhibitor of the protein kinase-like. The record is from RefSeq and is a predicted model, not a curated record. The coding region runs from base 1 to 369 and encodes 122 amino acids. The transcript has a single exon. Lineage: Eukaryota; Metazoa; Arthropoda; Arachnida; Scorpiones; Buthidae.